This is a messenger RNA of Naegleria gruberi, 879 nucleotides long. RefSeq lists its product as uncharacterized. Bases 1 to 879 code for a protein of 292 amino acids. The record is from RefSeq and is a predicted model, not a curated record. NCBI's taxonomy places the organism in Eukaryota, Heterolobosea, Eutetramitea, Acrasida, Naegleriidae. The transcript has a single exon.
AUGAAAAAGUCCAACAGUAAAGCUAAUUCUUCAUCUUCUUCUUCAACCAUCACCAUGAUCAAUUCAAAUAUUUCAUCUUCUCCUUCAAGUAGUAGCAACAAAUCUAGUCAACCAGGAAAUAAUUUUAUAGCUAGACCAAUUUUUAGAGGAGAAUUCAAAAAUUACAAAGUUGAUAAACCAAAAAAGAUGAGCAAAUCAAUUAAAUCAAAUCAAAGAAAGGAGAAGAAACCAAUGGAAACUCAAGUCAACUUGCAAAAGACAGUUCCGAUUACUAAUCAAAAGAAGGAAUCAAUAAUGAGCCAACUCACAUUCCAUGAAAGCUAUUCCAAAGAUUUGUGUCCAUUCGGAAAGGUUAAAGUUAAGAAUAAUCCUGUCAGAAAUCAUCCCUAUGUUCAACAAUUUGUUUUGAAUACUUGUCAAUCUACAUCUACAGUAAUGGAUAGUGGAAGUUGCAGUUCAUUUUCAUCACCAUCUAAUAGAUCUCCUAAAUUAACAAUUUCAAAAACUCCAAUUGAAACUUUACAACCUCCAAAAAAGGAAAAUUUCAUAUUUCACUUUAAGGUAAAUGAAGGAAAUCCACAACAAAUAACCAAUUUACAAAGAUCUUCACCAUUCCAAACAUCAUUCAAUUCUUCAUCAAGUUGUUCUUCCAUGAGUUCUUCCCAAAAUAGCAAUAAUAGUCAAUUGACAUUUCCAAAUCAAGAUACAAGUUGUGUGAAUGCAAAGCCAAUCAUGAUGGAAAGUGCCAUUGUGCAUGAACCAGAAUUAAUCAUCUUGCCACCUUUCAGACAAGUUGAUAAAUCAGAGAAUAUCAAAAUUCCUUCCAUUAAAUAUAUUGAGAGCAUGAUACAUCAUCCAACAAGAAUUCAUUCACAAUAA